UUUAUGGUCAGAGAGUAGAGUAGCGCCAGUUUAAUUUAUGUUGCGUUACUAGUAAGUUGUGUGAUAAUUUUGAUGAGGUCCAAAAGUUAAUUUGUGUUUGUGCUAAGUAGAUACGGGACAGAUAAAAGUGGCCUUGAACGUGUACAAAUUAAGUUUUUAGCGGGACACUCCUUGCAAAAUGUCGGAAAAUACUCAGGAUAUUCUAAAAGAAGCAGCGGCCGCAGCUGCCCUCGGUGGUUCACUGUUUAGUACUUUCGACAUAAUCAUGCUUGUCAUCUUAUUUGGUGCAGCUGUAUGGUGGCUUUAUAGUUCAAGAAAAGAAAGUAAAAAGGACGACUUAUUGCUCAGCAAUUAUGCUAUUCAGCCAGCAGGAUCUAUACAAGUAACUGAAAAUUCAUUUAUAAAAAAAUUACAAUCUUCGGGAAGGAGUCUCGUUGUAUUUUAUGGUUCCCAAACAGGAACCGGAGAAGAAUUUGCAGGGCGUUUAGCCAAAGAGGGUAUACGAUACAAAAUGAAAGGCAUGGUCGCCGAUCCAGAAGAAUGUGAUAUGGAAGAGCUUACUAAACUUAAGGAUAUACCAAAUUCACUAGCAGUAUUUUGUUUAGCUACGUAUGGUGAAGGAGAUCCAACAGAUAACGCUAUGGAUUUUAUCGAAUGGUUAAAAAAUGAACAGGACUUAACUGGAUUAAAUUACGCUGUGUUUGGACUCGGAAAUAAAACUUAUGAGCAUUACAAUGCAGUGGCUAUCUAUGUGGACAAACGCCUUGAAGAGUUGGGAGCCACAAGAGUGUAUGAGCUGGGAUUGGGAGACGACGAUGCUAACAUUGAAGAUGACUUUAUAACAUGGAAAGAUAAGUUUUGGCCAUCAGUUUGUGAAAAAUACAACAUUGAGAGCACAGGAGAAGAAGAACUGACUCGGCAGUUCCGUUUAGUGACUCAUGCUCCUGAGGAGUUCAAACCACAUGAGAUAUUCACUGGGGAGAUUGCUAGACUACAUUCCUUGCAGAAUCAACGCCCGCCUUACGAUGCCAAGAAUCCAUUCCUUGCACAAAUCGUAGUGAACAGAGAACUCCACAAAGGUGGUGAUAGAUCAUGUCUACAUGUGGAAUUAAAUAUUGCAGGCUCCAAUAUGAGAUAUGAAGCAGGUGAUCAUGUGGCUGUGUAUCCCAUAAAUGAUAAUAAUUUGGUUGACCGCCUGGGUGAGUUGACGGGCGCUGAUCUUGAUGAAGUGUUUUCCCUCAUCAAUACUGAUCAAGAGAGCACAAAGAAACAUCCAUUCCCAUGCCCCACAUCUUAUAGGACAGCGUUGUCUCAUUAUGUGGAAAUCACAGCCAUGCCAAGAACUCACAUUUUGAGAGAGCUUGUCGAGUAUUGUUCAGAUGAAGAGGAUAAAAAGAAACUACUGCUCAUGGCCACAAAUUCUCAAGAAGGCAAAGCAUUGUACCAGUCAUUUGUGGUUGAUGCCUGUAGGAAUGUUGUCCAUAUUUUGGAAGAUAUCAAAUCAUGUAAACCACCAUUGGACCAUCUAUGUGAGCUGUUGCCUCGUCUUCAGCCAAGAUACUAUUCCAUUUCAUCAAGUCCUAAGCUGUAUCCUGAGACAAUCCACGUGACAGCUGUAGUAGUAAAGUACAAGACUCCCACUGGACGCGUGAAUAAGGGAGUCACCACCACUUGGCUAGCAGAGAACAAGCCGGAGCCAGACAAGCCUUUCCCACGAGUACCUGUUUAUGUUAGAAAGUCUCAGUUCAGAUUGCCGAUGCAGACUCAAACGCCGAUUCUGAUGGUGGGUCCUGGCACGGGGCUGGCGCCGUUCCGCGGCUUCCUGCAGGAGCGAGCGCACGCACGGGCUCAGGGCCGCCCCGUCGGCGACACCGUGUUGUACUUUGGCUGCAGGCAUCGCGACCAAGACUUCAUCUACCAGGAGGAAUUAGAAGAGUUUGAGAAAAACGGCGAUGUUACACUGCAUCUUGCCUUCUCCCGCGAUCAACCGCAAAAAAUUUACGUGACGCACUUAUUAGAGAAGAAUUUAGAACAGAUUUGGGAUAUUAUUGGGAAGAGGAAUGGACAUUUCUAUAUAUGCGGGGACGCUAAAAAUAUGGCUGUGGAUGUCCGUAACAUAGUAAUUAAAGCUGUCCAAGAGAUAGGCGGCCGCUCGGAAACAGAAGCUGUACAAUUCCUCAAGAAAUUGGAGUCCAUGAAGAAAUAUUCCGCUGAUGUUUGGAGUUAAGGUUUAUAUUUGUGUGACCGGUAUGAGAUCCUAGUAAAAUUGAACAAAGCAGUUAAAUGUUAUUAUAUAAAAGAUGGAUAUAGUUAAUUUCUAAGAUAAAGUCUGUCUAGUGAAGCUGAUAGUGAGAAAUGGCGGAUUUAACAAAUUAGGUCAUUAUUCUCUAUGACUCGGAAUAAACGUAUUUGAUAGUUUAUAUAUUUCUUUAAAUUUUGACUGUGUAAGCAUGUAUGCUGAUUACUUAACAUAAUUUAUUAUAUGCAUUGAUUCUGCUUUCUGCUACGAAGGUUCACAUCAGAAAACAUUUUAAACUGGACUAUAUGCUUUAAAAAAAGUAAAUAAAUCUAAUAUCAAAACCAGGUGAGUUUAUAAAACACGUUGUGAUAUUUUGCCGUAGUGUUGCAGGUUUCUGCAAACACUAAAAGUUCACUCUCAGCUUUCGUUAGACAGAAGGGUUGCCCCAAAUAAAGGGCUAGUCACAUAGCAUUCCGUGAUGGGGGCGUGCUUUUGAUUCUUAUGGCAGUAUCUACAUCAGUACGUCAGAGACCGCCGCCGAUUAAAAUUAAGCUGACGUAUAAAGGGCAAACGCCAAAAC
This is a messenger RNA of Maniola jurtina (meadow brown), 2819 nucleotides long. RefSeq names its product NADPH--cytochrome P450 reductase (gene Cpr). Gene Ontology annotation, biological process: response to hormone. The coding region runs from base 179 to 2227 and encodes 682 amino acids. The transcript is spliced from 12 exons. Gene Ontology annotation, molecular function: NADPH-hemoprotein reductase activity; flavin adenine dinucleotide binding; FMN binding. Gene Ontology annotation, cellular component: cytosol. The record is from RefSeq and is a predicted model, not a curated record. Lineage: Eukaryota; Metazoa; Arthropoda; Insecta; Lepidoptera; Nymphalidae.